Molecule: messenger RNA, 930 nt
Organism: Carlito syrichta (Philippine tarsier)
Lineage: Eukaryota; Metazoa; Chordata; Mammalia; Primates; Tarsiidae
Gene: GLT6D1
Product: glycosyltransferase 6 domain containing 1
Exons: 4
Coding region: 1-930 (309 amino acids)
Biological process (GO): carbohydrate metabolic process
Cellular component (GO): vesicle; membrane; Golgi apparatus
Molecular function (GO): hexosyltransferase activity
Source: RefSeq, a predicted model, not a curated record
AUGUAUUCUAAAAGAAGAAUGCUGUUGUUAAUUUCAUUUGUUUUAUCACUGUUGUUGGUGGAGCGUUAUUUCAGGAGCCAUCAGGUAGAAGAGCUUGAACUGUCAGACUGGUUUAUGCCUCGAAGACGCCCUGAUGUUAUAACUACAACUGAUUGGCUUGCCCCAGUCAUCUGGGAAGGGACUUUCAACAGACAGGUCCUGGAAGAUCACUACAGAAGGAGGAAUAUCACCGUGGGCUUGGCCGUCUUGGUCUCUGGCAGGUUUGCCCACAAGUCCCUGGGGCUGUUCUUGCGGUCCGCAAGCAAGUACUUCAUGCCAGGCCACCGUGUCAUCUUCUACAUCCUGAUGGACACCUUUGUCAGGCUGCCGGGCAUAGCGCGGAGCCCUCUUCACACGUUCAGGGUGCUGAAGACGGGCAUCGAUUACACGUGGCAUGACUUGCACCUGCUGCACAUGAAAAACCUGGGAGCAAACAUCGUGAGCUACAUCCAGGAUGAGGUGGACUUCCUCUUCUGCAUGGCCGUGGACCAGGUCUUCCAGAACAGGUUCGGGGUGGAGACUCUGGCCCCCUCGGUGGCUCAGCUCCACUCCUGGUGGUAUUUCAGGAACACCAAGAACUUCCCUUAUGAAAGGCGGCGGAACUCUGCAGCCUUCAUCCCGUUAGGGCAGGGUGACUUCUUCUACGACGGCUCCACCGUGGGCGGCACGCCCCAUCAGGUCCUGAACUUCAUCGAUAAAUAUCUGCAAGGAGUCAUUGACGACACCAGAAAUGGACUCAACAGCACCUAUGAAAGGCACCUCAACAAGUAUUUUUUCCUCAACAAGCCGACCAAGCUCUUAUCGCCAGAGUACAACUGGGACUCUGCCCUCAAUCUGCCCAUACAGAUCCAAUAUGUUAAGGUAGCACGUCGCACGGAAAGGAAUUCAUGA